CCGGCCCGGGGCUUCAGUCCCGGCCCACGCAUCUCUAGCCCACGCGCAUCCCGUUAGUCCGUGGUGUAAAGGUGACCGAAGGAAACCCUUGUAUAGCUUCCCGCAUCUUGUACUCUUUAUCCGAACUAGCCGAGGCCACCCCCGGGAUUUAGGACACGACCAGGCUCGAUGGGACCAUCCAUGCUGCUCGCGGUUUUCGUGCACGCGCGCUGAAAAUACGCCUGCGUUCUGUAAACAUCCGCUUCGGUUUUGGUUCUCGGUGUCAGUUUACCAAACAAGCUUGGGUCAUGCUUGACACCUGACAUAUCCUUCGUCCUUUUUUCUUUAACGCUGAGCGGACAGUUUCUCAACAGGGAACUUUUUCCCCCUGAAGUUUUCCGGUCGGAACCCAAGGGGAAUCGCAAUCUUCUUCACAAACACACCUGCUUCUUUUUUGCUUCUCUCUUUUUUAUAUAUUUUGAUCUACAGAAGGAAAGCGAGACGGCGACUUCAGUUGAUUACCUGUCUUUUCUUUGCUAUCCAAUGGAUAUUCACUGCAAAGCAGACCCAUUCUCCGCCAUGCACCGGCAUGGCGGAGUUAACCAGCUGGGUGGUGUGUUCGUGAACGGCAGGCCGCUACCGGACGUCGUGCGCCAGAGAAUCGUGGAGCUCGCGCACCAGGGAGUGAGACCGUGCGACAUAUCACGCCAACUGAGGGUCAGUCACGGAUGCGUCAGCAAGAUCCUGGGCAGGUACUAUGAAACUGGCAGUAUAAAGCCCGGGGUGAUCGGUGGUUCCAAGCCGAAGGUGGCCACUCCGAAAGUUGUGGACAAAAUAGCGGACUAUAAGAGACACAACCCCACCAUGUUCGCAUGGGAGAUCCGGGACCGGCUGCUGGCGGAGGGCAUCUGCGACAACGACACCGUGCCCAGCGUCUCCUCCAUCAACAGGAUUAUUCGCACUAAAGUUCAGCAACAGUACCACCCCUCUCCCGAUGGAACAUCUCUCUCAACACCAGGACACACUAUAGUCCCCAGCACAGCGUCCCCUCCAGUAUCAAGUGGAUCCAGUGAUCCUGUGGGUUCAUACUCUAUCAAUGGCAUCCUUGGGAUCCCUCGCUCCAAUGGAGAGAAGAGGAAAAGAGAUGAUGAUGGCUCAGAGGGUUCAGGGCAGAAUAGUGACUCCCAGGGCAGUGUGGAGAGCCUGAGGAAACACCUACGUGCUGAUGCCUUUACCCAACAACAGCUGGAGGCCUUGGACCGAGUGUUUGAGCGCCCAGCCUACCCUGACGUCUUCACCAGCACAGAACACAUCAAACCCGAGCAGGCUAGCGAGUAUGCCCUUCCUGCACUGAACCCAGGACUGGAUGAGGUUAAACCCAGUCUGUCCUCCAGCAGCUCCUCAGACCUGGGUGCCAGCGUGUCCCAAAGCUACCCUGUAGGCAGAGAUAUGGCCAACACAACCUUACCUGGCUAUCCACCUCACGUCCCCCCUACAGGACAAGGCAGCUACCCAACAUCCACACUGGCGGGAAUGGUUCCUGGGAGCGAAUUUUCAGGGAAUCCCUACAGUCACCCACAGUAUACAGCAUACAACGAGGCAUGGCGUUUCAGCAACCCAGCCUUACUGAGUUCCCCUUAUUAUUAUAGUGCAUCCCGAGCCUCUGCACCACCAGCUGCUGCCGCUGCAUACGACCGCCACUAGACACCAUGCACACCAAACCCAACACCGCCUCGGACUUCCUGUCAUGCCAGUGUGAACGCUGGAACAGAUUGGACAAGGGUCGCUUUGAACAUGUCACAUGAUGACGAACAAGCCAAUCAGGACACCAGAUCAGGCUCACCCACAUUCAGCCAUCCAAAUCCAAGCGGCCAACACUUAUAGUGGGUAUCCACAUCUCAAAGACUAAUGAGAAACCUUGGGAGAAAUGAUAGAAAUGUGGAAAUUGACACAAUGAGGCAAUUUGAAUCAACAGAUUUUGCUUUUCUUUUACAUUCAGAUUUUUUUAUUGUUGUGAAUGAAAACGUUCUUUUCUAUGACUGACACAUGGCAGCACAUCAUUUCUCUGCUCAUAUCAUGCUGCUCUCUCUCUCUCUCUCUCUCUCUCAGCUUUGCAAUGCAGUAUUAUUUAUCUGGACUCAUCUGGUGCUUCUUUACAUAUUCAUACACACACACACAUACAUACAGCAGAACAUACCUAAACUCAGCAUGUCAGCUCCUUCGUCUUCAGUUCAAAGCCGUGAAUCGAGGAUUAACACGUCGCCUCCUUGAAAAACAAUGUGACGAGAGAGGAGAAACAAACAGUUCUAUCUACAAGAAAAGGACAAGCCUACUGUAUACCCUCAUUUCCAUCCACCCAGACUGGGAAAUUAGUAAAUAUAUAUUCCUAACUUAAUUUCUUUUUUGCAUUUUCCUUUCUUUCUUUUUUUUUUUUUUAAUAUAAACUUGCAGGCUUAAUCCUAAAUGACAAUGCAGUAUGCAUGAUUUAUUUUUGUUAAUUGUGUACAUUUUUCCGGAUAUGGCAAUACCAGGUGUUAUCAUUUUCUCUUAAUUUUGCACUACACAUCGUUCUUACUUCAAAUGUACACCGGAAUCUGAUAUUCAAUAUCUAACCAAUUUGUGAUUACGCUUAAAAAAAAGGGAUGUAGUGAAGGACUCUAGUGUAAACCACACUGUAAAUUAUUAUGUAAAACCCUGGCAGCUUGUGUUACAUGAUUUAUUCCUUGUCCGAUCCUCAAAACUCAGACAGCUUAUACUAUAUUUAUUGUAGCUUUGACUGAAGGUUCGAAAGGCACAUUAUGAAGAAAUAUAUGACACAUACUACUGAUCCAACGUGGCAUCUAAUGCUCUGAAGGUGUUUACAAAACAUUUCUCCUGCUUCAUGCGUUCGAAAUGUCUUCAAAUUAAUCGUUAUAGCUGACACCACAGCCGGAUAACUAUUUCUUAGUUACUCAAAAUUGACUCAAAGUUAAACUUCUAAAUAAAAAAGAAUCCUGUGCUUUAGGAUGAUCCAACUUUCUUUAAAAAAAAGGGGGGGGCAAGUUAUUUCAUCCAACACUUUAAGUGCAAUUGCUUGUCAUUCAGACCUUUGUCUACACAAUCCCUUCCACAUCAAAUCACCCUGCGCUCAAAGGAUGAGAAUUUCACGGAGCACAAAUUAACGACAGUGAAUAAAUGAUAAUAUAUCAGAACUAACAUUACACUUGCCAAAGACUUUUGUUUAAUGUUUUUAUUUGCAGUCUAAUGUAUUGUGAUAACAGUAUUAUGGUAAAAACCAUUUUAAAAUAUGUACCUAUGCAGAGGAGAAAAAAAAAAUGCUGUCAUAUGCAUAUAAAACUACUGAAAUGAUUUUUAGUCUGUUUAUUUUCCAUUAUUUAUAUGAAUUAUUUUGUUCAUUUGUUAAUUAUGCUUUAUGAUUUACUAUGUACCAUUUUACCCUCUGUAAAUAGUCAUUUAAAAAAAUAUUGCAUAUUGCUCUGAAGCAGUAUCAUGCAUAUUGGUCUUAACUGUCAACUUUAAUAAUAUGAUAUGAAGCAGAAAGAUCAAUAUAGGACAACUGCCCUGUUGAACAGAGUUCUUAAAAAAAUAAUGGCCUCAGUUUGCUGUUGGGUGCAAAUAAAUAAUAUUCAUUCAUUUUCACUGAUAAAUUCCUUUGACCUGGAAAUUGCUAUGCAUAUGUAAAAGGAAUAUUUCUUUAAAACAUAAGAAUUAUUCACUGAAAUUAAGAUCGUACCAUAUAAUAUUUUUUAGCGAAAUAUUCUUUCCAUGCCACAAAAAUGAUGAGCACUCGAAGGACCAGCUGCACACCGACUCCUUCAUUUGAACAGAGCGUUGUCUGAAACCCUAAACGUUUCAUACCGAUACCAAUCAGAUGAAAAUCUUUCAACGAAUAUAUUAUUUUCUGCACACAGUGAUGCAACCUGUAUUCAAGUCACUCAGAACACCUAACAUAUAUUGAGCACGGAAGAACUGAAGGAUUUUUUGAAGGACGUUCUUCCUUGUGUCAUCUUUGAAUUUCUCUGGAAAUCUGACCACAAACUUUCAGUGUUCCUGAAUGAACCCAUGACACUUAAAGUCACAUGAGACGAUCACACGUUACCGAAAGCUGUCUUGACUGUGACGCGAUGUGGAUGAUUAAUGA
Messenger RNA from Hemibagrus wyckioides, 4120 nucleotides. RefSeq names its product paired box 2b (gene pax2b). Gene Ontology annotation, biological process: regulation of transcription by RNA polymerase II; anatomical structure development. The coding region runs from base 523 to 1683 and encodes 386 amino acids. The record is from RefSeq and is a predicted model, not a curated record. Lineage: Eukaryota; Metazoa; Chordata; Actinopteri; Siluriformes; Bagridae. The transcript has 10 exons. Gene Ontology annotation, molecular function: RNA polymerase II cis-regulatory region sequence-specific DNA binding; DNA-binding transcription factor activity, RNA polymerase II-specific.